UAUUUCUUUGUCUUUUAACAUGCUAGACUUGUUAACACGGUAGAUUUCUUAACUUGCAUGCAACUUACCAGAUUACAUCGCCGAGAAAAAGCGUUGUUUUGCCAGCUCUCUCUAUUGCUAGUCUUGCAUGGCGAACAAUUCCAUACAGUCAGUGGCGGUUAUUGCAGAGAUGUACAUUGUCAGCAAUUUUCCUUGCGGGCGCGUAUUUUGUCAGUGAUAAGCAAUGCGUGCUCGUAUCUUUCUCCAAAAACAAAAUGGCGGAUGGCUAGAGGAAACGGCCUUCGAGUGGAUAUUUUAAACAACUUUCCCUCUUCACAAGCGAUUUUUUGGAGCCAUCGAAGAGAGAGAAAAAAACGGCAAAUCGGGGAACCUUUUAUAAAGUGGAAAGAGUCAUUUCGAGGCGAACUGCGGAUGGCAAGAUACAAUACCUUAUCAAGUGGGAUGGGUAUAGCUAUUUCAGCUGUACUUGGGAGGAAGAGGAUAACCUUACAAGCAAUCUUGUGCGGUAAGUAAAUAAAUGAAUCGAUCAAACGAAUGAACGCAUUGCACAUGUACGUUUAUUUAAUAAUCCAUCAUGCUAAAACCAGCGAGCAGACAAUCACUAAAUGGAGACUAUAAAAUUGAAUUGUAUAAAGUUUAGAAUUGAAUACAAUACUGACAUGGCUAAAAUGCUGAAAUUAGUAAAAGAGCUAAAGUUGACCAGUAAACAUGCUAUAAUAUUUUAAUACAGACAUCUAUUUACAUACAGUAUAAUUAUUAUACAUGUGUGUGUUUAAGUAGAUAUAGAUACAAUUUCACAUUUUUAUGAUUAUGGAUGUUUCCUUGCAUGCCAGCAUCAGAGGAAGGUUUGUGUUCACAAUUUACACACCCACUGGUGACCGUACAAACCGAGGCAU
This is a messenger RNA of Orbicella faveolata, 896 nucleotides long. RefSeq lists its product as uncharacterized. The record is from RefSeq and is a predicted model, not a curated record. NCBI's taxonomy places the organism in Eukaryota, Metazoa, Cnidaria, Anthozoa, Scleractinia, Merulinidae.